AUGUCGCAGAUUCCUAUAAAUGAAGCCUUUGACCUUGAUCUAGCCUUAACAAUGGUAGAUUACGGAUCGGACUCGGGCAUAAACCAGUCUUUAGAACCCAUGGCUGCCCACCAGAUUGAGUUGCCUACGGUUACUGUGAUAGGUUCCUGUGCAGUUUGUUUGGAGGGAUACCGAUCAGGUAAGCAAGUCCCGUGUGGACACGUGUUCCAUGCAGUUUGUAUCACAAGGUGGCUCUCUCGCCAUGAUUCUUGUCCUUUAUGCCGCUUUCGAGUCUCCGGCGGUAGCGCCACCAUCAAGGUGGCUGUGUAA
Messenger RNA from Fraxinus pennsylvanica, 309 nucleotides. The record is from the annotation of a GenBank genome assembly. Lineage: Eukaryota; Viridiplantae; Streptophyta; Magnoliopsida; Lamiales; Oleaceae.